GCCUUGUUUCGUUUUCAGUGCGAUCGCAGACAUUGUGCAAAACGGUUCACGUUCUCUCCUCGCGACUGGACGACUGGAGGUGAUCGAGUUUUUCGUGGGAUUGCACUGAAAGAAGCCGGAGCAACCGGAGCCAAAGCAAGUCCAAAACCGAGCGGAAUAAAGCUAAAGCCCAAGGAGUCACGCCCUUCGAUCCCGUUGAAGACGAGUGAACUGAGCAUUUGAGGUAGCUUUAUCAAUUUCGGGCGUUUCUGCGGAGGCUCGACGCAUACACAUAGCCAAUCGGAACCAGAUUUGUAGCGAGGGUCGCAUCAUGGAUACCGUCAAGUCGUUCUUCGCCGGUUCCAGCAAAGAUGGCAGCCUGCCCAGCAACAGGCAGGCGAAUGUCCCCGGAUCCUCUGUGGCUAGCCGCUGGGGUCGCAGCUGGAGCACCAGCUCCCAGCACACGGAUCCCGAGCCAGGGCCCUCCAGCUCCACCGCCAGCAAGAGCGGCAACCCGUGCGAUGCGAAGCGCAAGGACAGUGACAACUACUUCUACAUCAUGUGGCGUGCUUGAAGAUUACCAUAUGAUUGUGGAUCGGAGCACCAGUCGGAUGAGUCGCGAUCCGUGUCUAAAGUGACCU
Messenger RNA from Drosophila yakuba, 620 nucleotides. RefSeq lists its product as uncharacterized. The record is from RefSeq and is a predicted model, not a curated record. Bases 311 to 553 code for a protein of 80 amino acids. Lineage: Eukaryota; Metazoa; Arthropoda; Insecta; Diptera; Drosophilidae. The transcript is spliced from 3 exons.